Messenger RNA from Symphalangus syndactylus (siamang), 1866 nucleotides. RefSeq names its product aldo-keto reductase family 1 member B10-like. Gene Ontology annotation, molecular function: oxidoreductase activity. The record is from RefSeq and is a predicted model, not a curated record. Lineage: Eukaryota; Metazoa; Chordata; Mammalia; Primates; Hylobatidae.
AGGAUCGAGGCCAUCAAGCUACAGAUGGUUUUACAAAUGGAACCACAAGUAAGCUCAACUAACAACUUCCACCGAGGACCCCUGGACCAACCCAUUGGCCCUUUGACUGGCCUAAAGAGUUCCCUUCUGAAGGACACUACAACUGCAGGGCCCCUUCUUCACCCCUAUACAGCAGGAAGUGGCUAGAGAGGUCAUCACCCAAUUCCCAACAGCAGUUGUGGUGUCCUGUUUAGAUGGGGGAUUGAGAGGUGAAGCCAGCUGGACUUCCUGGGUCAAGUGGGGACUUGGAGAACCUUUCUAUCUAGCUAGAGGAUUGUAAAUGCACCAAUCAGCACUCUGUGUCUAGCUAAAGGAUUGUAAAUGCACCAAUCAGCACUCUGUAAAAAUGCACCAAUCAGCACUCUGUAACUAGCAAAAGGGUUGCAAAUGCACCAAUCAGCACUCUGUAAAAUGGACCAAUCAGCACUCUGUAAAGUGGAACAAUCUGCAGGAUGUGGGCUGGAACAAAUAAUGGAAUAAAAACGGGCCACCCCAGUCAGCAGCGGCAGGGAACCGCUCAGGUACCCUUCCACACCGUGGAAACUUUGUUCUUUCCCUCUUGAUGAAAAAUCUUGCUGCUGCUCACUCUUUGGGUCCACACCACCUUUAAGAGCUGUAACGCUCACCACAACGGUCUGCGGCUUCAUUCUUGAAGUCAGCGACACCACAAACCCACCGGAAGGGAGAAACUCCAGACACAUCUGAAGGAACAAACUCCAGACGCACCAUCUUUAAGAGCUGUAACACACACUGUGAAGGUCCGUGGCUUCAUUCUUGAAGGCAGUGAGACCACGAACCCUCUGAAAGGAACCAACUCUGGACACAGCAGGACGUGAGACUUCUACCUGCUCACUCAGAAUCAUUUCUGCACCAACCAUGGCCACUUUUGUGGAGCUCAGUACCAAAGCCAAGAUGCCCAUUGUGGGCCUGGGCACUUGGCAGUCUCCUCUCAGCAAAGUGAAAGAAGCGGUGAAGGUGGCCAUUGAUGCAGGAUAUCGCCACAUUGACUGUGCCUAUUUCUAUCAGAAUCAACAUGAGGUGGGGGAAGCCAUCCAAGAGAAGAUCCAAGAGAAGGCUGUGAAGCGGGAGGACCUGUUCAUCGUCAGCAAGUUGUGGCCCACUUUCUUUGAGAGACACCUUGUGAGGAAAGCCUUUGAAAAGACCCUCAAGGACCUGAAGCUGAGCUAUCUGGACGUCUAUCUUAUUCACUGGCCACAGGGAUUGAAGACUGGGGAUGACUUUUUCCCCAAAGAUGAUAAAGGCAUUGUGAUCGGUGGAAAAGCAACAUUCUUGGAUGCCUGGGAGGCCAUGGAGGAGCUGGUGGACGAGGGGCUGGUGAAAGCCCUUGGGGUCUCCAAUUUCAACCACUUCCAGAUCGAGAAGCUCUUGAACAAACCUGGACUGAAAUAUAAACCAGUGACUAACCAGGUUGAGUGUCACCCAUACCUCACGCAGGAGAAACUGAUCCAGUACUGCCACUCCAAUGGCAUCACCGUUACGGCCUACAGCCCCCUGGGCUCUCCAGAUAGACCUUGGGCCAAGCCAGAGGAUCCUUCCCUGCUGGAGGAUCCCAGGAUUAAGGAGAUUGCUGCAAAGCACAAAAAAACCGCAGCCCAGGUUCUGAUCCGUUUCCAUAUCCAGAGGAACGUGAUUGUGAUCCCCAAGUCUGAGACACCAGCACGCAUUGUUGAGAACAUUCAAGUCUUUGACUUUAAAUUGAGUGAUGAGGAGAUGACAACCACACUCAGCUUCAACAGAAACUGGAGGGCCUUGGCCCUUGAGGAAUUCUCUCAUUUGGAGGACUAUCCCUUCCAUGCAGAAUAUUAA